AUGUUGUUGGUAAAUAUUGUGGCAGAGAACCCAGAUCAUCCUGUUUUAUGGGAGAUUUCUCAAGCAGUAGUUUAUACAAAUUCUAAAACAAUUAAGAUUUACCAAAUACUACAAAAAAUUGAAAAACGUGAGUGUGACCUUGAACUAAUAUUUUGGUAUCAGGAAUCAAUUUUUAAUGCAAUUGUGAAAUUAAUAUACAGUAAGUUAAUAACAGCCUUGCAACAAGGAACUUCUAAGCUGGAAGAGAUUGUUAAGUCAAUACCAAAAUUCAUAGAAUUGCCAACAGAUGUCACUGAUUAUUUUACGAGCGGAAUAUAUGAUACCGAUGAAAAGAAUGACCAGAUUAAUACCGAUGAUAUUAAAGAAAAAUUGAUUAAAAAGAUUACUGAUCUUCGUGACUCAAUUACCAAUAUAAUUUUAGAAACUUAUAAUACAACUGAAAAUCAAGACGUAUCUAAUUUAGAAGAAUUUAUAACAUAUAUGAAUUUAAACAGUGAAAAGUUUUACUGUCAUAUUUCGGUGUGUAAAUUCCUACGAAAUGAAUUCACUAAAUAUUACAUACCAUUUAUGCGGGAUCUGUCAAAAGUCGAACAUAUUGUGUACGAGGAUGUUAAAAUCGAUGAAUUCGUUCGAUCCGAUGUAAAUUAUAAACUAACAAAUAGUAGCAGGUGUCAAUAUGUUAGAGAUUUGUACAGUCUCUGUCUCGAAGCAACCACAUUUUUGAAAAUGGUUUUAGACACAGAAAAUGAUUUGGUAGACGAAUACUCACAGGAAGUAAAUACUAUUUUGACAACGAUUAGAAAGUGGUCCAAUGAGGUGAUCGAACGGUGUACGUACAAGGGCUGCAGGGACCUUUUAAAAGUGUCAUACCAUAUUUACGUUGUCUUGAAUCCAAAGCACACUGAUCAUUUUAAAUACAAUCAAUCGCCGAUGUUCAUGUCAUUGAUAAUGUCUGUUUUAAAUACCUAUGGUAUUCAUCACUGUAGUCCACCAAAAUUCAAUUUCUUGUUAUUCAACACUACAUAUCUCGAGGCUAUAGGCAAUGAUGCUGUACUUAAUAAACGUUUAAAUUCAUUUGUGCAGAGCCUUGAGAUUGACCGAAGCAUACCGAUAGUUGCAAGCUACUCAACUUUAUUAAAUAUUGACAAUUUUUAUAAAACAUAUCUUGAAGAAACGUCUUUGUUCAUUAAAAACAAAGACAAGUUCAGUUUUUUUUUCAAAGGUGAAAGGAAGUACAUUCAUGAAAUUUACAACAACAUACGUGCAAUCAUUUUGGACCCUUCGCAUGUGUUCAAAUUGUAUGAUAUAUAUUUCAAAUUCAUUCUUUGUUCUAUAUUUUACAAAGUGUGGGUUUUCGCUAAUUACUCAGUCAAAGAAAGUCAGUCAAAAUCGAAUGUAUUGCGGUUUGAUGAUUGUCAUGACUUUCACCAUCAUUAUAAUAUGUUUCUUAAAAUUGAAAAUUUUCCCUCAAAUUUAUCGAUACUUGUGUCUAUUGUUGAUCGAUUUUCUACGAUGGUAUUUGAUCUAUGUUUUAUAAGAGCAGAGAUAACCGAAAAUUACUACAAAAAAAAUAAGUCUAAAGAUAAAUUACCACAGUUUAAAGAUUCUAUUACACUAAGCGAUUCAGAUAAGCUGUAUUUCAAAAUAAACAAACUAAAAAACAAUGUAAAUAAGCAAUUUGAAGAAUGUGGUAUGUUCAUAACAAAAAUAUUAGAAGAGAUUCCGGAAACGCCGUUAACCAUAAAGGACAAAUUUAAACAAACUGUUCUUAGAAAAACCAAAAAAACUGAAUUGAUAGAAAAAGUUUUCGGAGAUAUGACUGAGAAUACCUGCGAACUAGUCAAGGCUGCUAACAAUAUGCUCUCAGAACUCAUAAUCAAUAUUUAA
Macrosiphum euphorbiae (potato aphid) is the source of this 1887-nucleotide messenger RNA. Lineage: Eukaryota; Metazoa; Arthropoda; Insecta; Hemiptera; Aphididae. The record is from the annotation of a GenBank genome assembly.